Solea solea (common sole) is the source of this 2030-nucleotide messenger RNA. RefSeq names its product odorant receptor 131-2-like. Gene Ontology annotation, molecular function: G protein-coupled receptor activity. The coding region runs from base 278 to 1231 and encodes 317 amino acids. Gene Ontology annotation, biological process: G protein-coupled receptor signaling pathway. NCBI's taxonomy places the organism in Eukaryota, Metazoa, Chordata, Actinopteri, Pleuronectiformes, Soleidae. The transcript has a single exon. Gene Ontology annotation, cellular component: membrane. The record is from RefSeq and is a predicted model, not a curated record.
UGUUUGGUUUUUUUUACCUCAUACUGAGGGUAGGUGGUGACAUUGUGGAUCAGUGCUGAGUAGAAACAGACCAUGUGACCGUGUCAUGUGAUGAGGUUGAUAACAGAGUGAAGCAGAUGAGCUCUGCUCACAUGAAGUCAAGCAGCAGCAGCAGCAGCAGCAGCAGCAGCAGCAGAGAACAUGUUCCCGUCACCUUCUCUUCUCCUCCUCCUCAGAAAAGCGUGUGAAGAAGGUCCUUUCCUGCGUGUCCUGUUUCCGUGACGCGUCUCUGUCAGAAAUGUCCGGUGAAGCUCCGAUGAGGACAAACGUCACGACUGGCCUGGAUCUGACGGAGCGAGUGAUGCUGUCCACUCUGACCACGGUGUCCUGCGGCAUCUUCUUCUUCAUCAACGUGACCACGCUGUUCACGCUGAGGAGCAGGCGCGUGUUCUGUGAGACGUCGCGCUACGUGCUGCUCUACAACCUGCUGCUGGCGGACACGCUUCAGAUGUCCCUCAGUCAGGUCCUGUACCUGCUGUCCAUCUGCAGGGUCAUGCUGACGUUCCCCGUCUGCGGACUUAUGGUCAUGAUCGCCAACCUCACCAACGAGGUGUCGCCGCUCACGCUGGUGGCGAUGUCCCUGGAGAGGUACGUGGCCGUGUGCUUCCCACUGAGACACGCCGCCGUCGUCACCGCCAGGAACACGGCGGUGGCCGUGUUUGCGGUGUGGGCCGUGUGCUCGCUGAACGUCGUGACCCGCGUCCUCCUGCUGCUGCAGUUUCCCUUUGAAGAGCUGGACUCUCUGCAGAUGAAGACCAUCUGCGGGACAAUGGUCAUGUUCCUCGGGCCGGCGUCCGACACGUACGACCGAGCCUACACAUGCUUCCUGUUUGUGUCGGCGACUGUGGCCAUCAUCGCGUCGUACGUUGGCGUGGUGAUCGCGGCCAGGGCGGCGUCCUCGGCGGACGGCGCCUCAGCUCUGAAGGCCCGCAACACGCUGCUGCUGCACAUGGUCCAGCUGGGCCUCAGCCUCUCGUCCACGCUGCACAACUCGCUCCUCCUCCUCAUCUCCAGAGUCGUGACGACGGCGGCGCUCAUACGAAUCCUAAACGUGUUGUACGUGUUCAUCAUCAUGCUGCCGCGCUGUCUGAGCGCGCUCAUCUACGGACUCAGAGACCAGACCAUCAGACCCGUCCUCUUCCACCACCUCUGCUGCUGCUGCUCCUUAAAGAAAGUCCACAUCUCACCCUGAAGCAGCCGCAGAGGCUACGUGAGUUCAAGUCUAUGAUGUCUCAAGAUCGUGUUUCACGUCUGUAUCUCACAGUGAGACUGACUUUAACAACAGGAAACUGAAGUUUGUAAACAGCUCACUCUCCCACACCAAACCCCAUAGAGAAAAUCAGUGAUUUUAGCUGACGGGGACACAGGAGCUGCUGCUCCUCUGCUGCUGUGUGUGGUCACUUUGUGUCACUGAGGUCAAUCUGAACUCAGCAUUUUAAAAGCUGAAGUGACAAAAUAAGACAUUAGAACUUAGUGAUGGAGGCAGCAAAUGUCUUCUGUCUUUUCUGCAGCUGAGUCAUGAGCAUGAGUUUAGUCAUUUCAUUUCACUAACUAAAAAACUCACUAAACUGUUUUUAGUUGAGCUUGUUAUGACAUUAUGUAUAUAUAUAUAUAUAUAUAUAUAUACACAUACACACACAUAUAUAUAUGAAUAAUUAUGGUGUUUGCAUCAGGUCUUUCUUGAAAAAACAGGACCUGAAUCUCAGUGAGUUAAAGAAGAGAAAGCUAAAUUAAAUUAACACUGUGGACACAAAUCUAGUUUAAGUUUUUAAUUUAGUGCAAGAUUUUCAGAAUUUAACUGUAAAAACUUAACAAAAUAUUCAUACUUUCACCGAGUUUUCCUCCAUCAACUCAUUUGUUUUUUCAUGUGGAGGAAAGAAACUGGAAAACAUUCACAUUUAAGAAGCUGAAAAACCACAAACUGGUUUUAAUUUUGGAAAAAAACAACUUAUAAACUGAUUAAAUUGAUUUGUUGAAGUUUUUUUUCCUCU